This is a messenger RNA of Arvicanthis niloticus (Nile rat), 1179 nucleotides long. Lineage: Eukaryota; Metazoa; Chordata; Mammalia; Rodentia; Muridae. The record is from RefSeq and is a predicted model, not a curated record.
AUGACCUCUCAGUUAGACCACACCAUGACCUCUCAGAUGGACCACAUCAUGAACACUCAUAUGGACCACACCAUGACCUCUCAGAUAGGCCACACCAUGACCUCUCAGAUGGACCACAUCAUGAACACUCAUAUGGACCACACCAUGACCUCUCAGAUAGGCCACACGAUUACCUCUCAGAUAGACCACACCAUGACCUCUCAGUUAGACAAUAUCAUGACCACUCAGGUAGACCACACCAUGACUACUCAGAUAGACCAUACUCUAACCACUCAGAUAGACCACACCAUGACCAUUCAACCACACUGUGACCUAUCAGAUAGACCACACCAUGACCUCUUAGAUAGACCGUACCAUGACCACUCAGUUAGACCACAUCAUGACCUCUCAGAUAGACCACUUCAUGACCACUUAGUAAGACCACAUCCUGACCACUCAGGUAGGUUUCAUCACGGCCACUCAGAUAGAUUUCAUAUUAACCGUACAGAGAGAGCUCUUUCUAGCCACUCAAGGAUAGCUCAUGGUGGCCACACAGAGAGAGGUAAUCGAGCCCACAGAGGAAGAGCUCAUGAUAACCAGAGAGGGUUAGCUCAUCACAACCAUGAUGGCAGAUCUCAUCGUGACCACUCAGGGAGAGCUUAUGGCCAUGCAGGGAGAACUUUUAACAACCGAUCAUGGAGAGCUCGUAACAACCGAUCAUGGAGAGCUCGUAACAACCGAUCAUGGAGAGCUCGUAACAACCAGUCAUGGAGAGCUCGUAAUAACCAGUCAGGGAGAGCUCCUAACAACCAGUCACAGAGAGCUCGUAAUAACCAGUCAGGGAGAGCUCCUAACAACCAGUCACAGAGAGCUCACAAUAACCAGUCACAGAGAGAUCAUUACAACCGCUCAUGGAGAGCUGGUAGCAACCAGUCAUGGAUGCUUCAUCAAGGAGAAAGAUACCAUGGUCGAAGAGGAAGAUUUGGAACAAGGGGUGCAUCACCACCAGAAUCUGAACCUGAAAUUGACAGAUUUUCUACAGUAAGAGAAACAACUGAAUAUUUAUGGGCACAGGAACAGCAAAGAAAUGAGAUACUUGAUCUGAAUGCAGGGCUAGAAGAUGACUCCAGCAGCUCUGAAGAGAGUGACACAAGUUCUGACAGACUAAUCUGUCACUUCAUGCUAGAUUCACCAUACUAA